Ixodes scapularis (black-legged tick) is the source of this 561-nucleotide messenger RNA. Its product is annotated as apolipoprotein D-like. The coding region runs from base 1 to 561 and encodes 186 amino acids. The record is from RefSeq and is a predicted model, not a curated record. Gene Ontology annotation, molecular function: pigment binding. NCBI's taxonomy places the organism in Eukaryota, Metazoa, Arthropoda, Arachnida, Ixodida, Ixodidae. The transcript is spliced from 5 exons.
AUGGCCGCGAUGAAGGGCAGCAUUGUUGUAGCUUUAAUUACGUUCUUACCACAUGUUUCGUGUCAGGUAACCGAGAUUGGCGGGUGUCCCCUAGUCAGGGUGCUCGACAAGUUUGACCCAAAUAAGUUCUCCGGUAAGUGGUUCGAGGUUGAACGAACGCAUCGACGUGGGCUGCCCCGUCUCAGCUGCGUCGCUGCCGAGUACUACUACGACGGCCAAGGGAAGUUCUCUACAGCAAACACCGCAGUGCUCCCGAAUGGCCACCUGAACCGUGUGCUGGGCGAGCUCUCCAUCACUAACCAGACAGAACCGGCCAAAAUGACCAUGCGGUUCCUGGCACAAAAUCCGGAGCAGCGGCCCUUCUGGGUUCUCUACGCAGACUACGAAAACUGCUCCAUCGUGUACCGCUGCCUACAGCUCUUCUGGCUACACACGAAGUACGCCUGGAUCCUGUGUCGCAACCACACGUCCACCGAGACCUACCUGGUCAACAUGCGCAGCUACGUUCAGCAGUGGACAGGCAUCAACCCACAGCAGUUCAGCAAGACGCCCUGCAAGUAA